AUGUCAACUGAUCACCCGCAUGUUAAUCGUCGAAUUGAUAUUCCCCCAGAUGAGGCCAUCAAACCUCCUCUUACUUUUGGGGAAUUCCCUCUAGAUGAGGCAGUGCUAGAGAAGCUCCCGAUUCCCGGAACGCGAGUCAUCUCCUCCAAGACCUACGGCAUGUCACUGUGGGGUCGUUGUUGCAAAAUUCUCGCAGAGCUUCCCGAUAAAACAACGAUAUUGUAUUUUCUAAAGGUGGCGAAGGGUCCGAAUGCUCCCAUGAUGUGCGAGGGCGAGUUCGAGUCCCUGAAUGCCAUGAACCAGGCCUUAUCGUCAAUUGCACCAAAGGCUUUGGCGUGGGGUAAGUAUAAAAAUGAAGAUACAUAUUUUAUGAUGGCCGAAUUUCGUGAGAUCGGACAGCAGCCGCCCGAUCCUAUCAAAUUUACUUCCCGACUAGCGAAGAUGCACGAAGUAUCGGUCUCGCCAACUGGCCGAUUCGGAUUUCAUACGACCACCUGUCAUGGUUUUAUACCCCAGGCCACAAAUAUGUGGGAAGAUUCUUGGGCAGUUCUAUACCAAAAACAGCUGGCUCACAUGCUAGCUAUAGAUUUGGAGAAAAAUGGACCCUGGGCGGAAUUUGAGCAAUUGUCCGAUUUGACGCUAAAAAAAGUCAUUCCGCGGCUUCUGAAUCCUCUGCAAAGCGAGGGCCGCAGCAUCAAGCCGUGUCUUCUCCACGGAGACUGCUGGGAUGAAAAUACAGCGACAGAUAUGGAGAACGGCGAGCCGUUUGUGUUUGAUGCUGGAUCGUUUUAUGGCCAUAAUGAGUAUGAUAUUGGAAACUGGAGAGCACCACGUCAUCGACUGAGUAGCAAAGUCUAUGUUCGUAAUUACAAACGUCAUUUCGCAGUUUCGGAGCCAGAGGAUGAUUGGGAUGGAAGAAACCUUCUCUACUCCCUUAGGUUUAAUGUUGGAGCAGCAAUUCUCAUUCCUGGAUGUAAUCAGCGCGAGGUUGUUUUCGAGGGCAUGAAGGAACUCUGUCGCACCUACUGCUUAGAUGACUAUCGCAAGGUUAUGCAAGGUGCUGACCAGGAUGCAUCGGAUGAGUUAGGAGAAAAAGAUGAGGAAGAAGAGGAAGAAGAGGCAGAAGAUGAAGAGGAAGAGGAGGAGGAACAGGAGAAAGGACACGCAAGGAACCGAACUUGA
This is a messenger RNA of Penicillium manginii, 1182 nucleotides long. RefSeq lists its product as uncharacterized. The transcript has 5 exons. The coding region runs from base 1 to 1182 and encodes 393 amino acids. Lineage: Eukaryota; Fungi; Ascomycota; Eurotiomycetes; Eurotiales; Aspergillaceae. The record is from RefSeq and is a predicted model, not a curated record.